Molecule: messenger RNA, 1175 nt
Organism: Poecile atricapillus (Black-capped chickadee)
Lineage: Eukaryota; Metazoa; Chordata; Aves; Passeriformes; Paridae
Product: NHP2-like protein 1
Exons: 3
Coding region: 105-491 (128 amino acids)
Biological process (GO): ribosome biogenesis; mRNA splicing, via spliceosome; maturation of SSU-rRNA
Cellular component (GO): small-subunit processome; box C/D methylation guide snoRNP complex; U4/U6 x U5 tri-snRNP complex
Molecular function (GO): RNA binding
Source: RefSeq, a predicted model, not a curated record
CCGGGGCCGCCCCCGGCCCCGCCUCCCUUCCGGCGGCCGCAGCAGCGCUCCCGCCUCUUCCCUCAGUGCGCGCUCGGGCCCACAGCAGCGACCGCGCCGCGGCCAUGAGUGAGGCAGAAGUGAAUCCCAAAGCUUACCCGCUGGCUGAUGCACAGCUCACCAAAACACUGCUGGAUCUUGUGCAGCAAUCCUGCAAUUAUAAGCAGCUACGCAAGGGAGCCAAUGAAGCCACCAAAACACUGAACAGAGGGAUAGCGGAGUUCAUUGUGAUGGCAGCAGAUGCAGAGCCCUUGGAGAUCAUCCUGCACCUCCCUCUUCUCUGUGAAGACAAGAACGUACCUUACGUGUUUGUGCGCUCCAAGCAAGCCCUGGGCCGGGCAUGCGGUGUUUCCCGGCCUGUCAUCGCCUGCUCCAUCACCAUCAAGGAGGGAUCACAGCUAAAGCCUCAGAUCCAGUCUGUACAGCAAGCUAUAGAAAGACUUUUGGUCUAAGUGCCCAUGGGGGUGUGUGCGUGUGUGAAAUAGGAAAGUGCAAAUUAGGGGAAAUUAAUGUUUAGCUUCAGUUGAGAUGAAAGUUUUGAUAUCAAUGUUUCAUUUCAAAAUGCCACAUUUUUGUUUAAUAAUGGCUUAAUUCUUAGUGUUUCUGCCUCCUAUUCCCCCACUUUUCUAUUAUUCCACUCCAACAUAUUCAUUCUCAUUGUAUUACUUCUUGAAAAAUGACUGUGCAACUGUGUUUCCUGUUUUAUGUUUAAAAGAAAAAAAAGUUCCCCCUUUGUCUUCCUGUCUGCCUGCUCAGGGUUUUCUUAACCCACCUGUCAGCUUUCUCUGUGCUGCAGCAUUUCUGCUAACUUUCAGCAGGUGUGAGUAACUGAGUUUCUGAACGGUUUAGGCUAUUGAGGAAAAGGUUCCCUGUGUUCAGGCUGCUGGAGUCACUAAGUGAUGGAGCAGCACAGGCAGGUAUAAGGCAGGCAGCAGCCAUCCUGUAGCAGCAGGUGGAGCCAAGAUCAGCGCACACAGCACAGCCCUUGUUCUUGAAACCAGACAAGAGACUUCUGUAAGAGAUGUACGGGGAGCAGAAAUUUUAUGGCAGUACACAAGGGGAACUCUCUUAACUUGAUUAUUUUUAAAUACUGACUUUUUAAGAAAAAAUAAAAACGCUGCAAAGCUAAAUAGAAA